AUGUUGAGAUUUCUUAUUCUCUCAGUCUUCCUGCUCUUCCCGGUCAAUGCAGGUCUUAUGGAUAUCAUCAUGAACCUUCCAGUAGCUGACAACAUCACUUGCAUCGAGGAGCAUCAGAAGUUGGCCGAAUGUGUGUAUCCUCAUGCGUCUUUCUAUGACUACAUCAAUAAACAAAUCUCGUGGCGAAAACGUUCUUUACAAUAUUGGUGUGAUGAGGAAAAUUCUUCAAAUUGGUAA
Messenger RNA from Caenorhabditis remanei, 237 nucleotides. RefSeq lists its product as uncharacterized. Lineage: Eukaryota; Metazoa; Nematoda; Chromadorea; Rhabditida; Rhabditidae. Bases 1 to 237 code for a protein of 78 amino acids. The record is from RefSeq and is a predicted model, not a curated record. The transcript has 2 exons.